GGGGUUAGGGUUCUUGAUUUGUGGGACAGGGGCGUGCGUUGAGAAAAGAUUGCGGGGAACAAGGAUAGAUAGCGUGGGGUGUAAAUGGCCAGCAGAAAAAAAAAGUUCCCGACAGGAAAAUCAGGAAAUCGUGGUGAGGCGACAAGAAAAUUGAAGGCAAGCCAAGCCCGCUGAGCUUCACACCGACGCCCCGAUCGAGCCGGAGACGCGCCGAAAGUACCCCCGCCCGUCCGAGACCGAAAUCAUUCUUGUUCCACCUGCUUCAGAGCCGGCCGACGACCGCGACAGCUCCCCUCCAGCCCCUCAAACCGACCGCCGACGAUGGGCAAGGCCAAAACACCACGGCGAGCCGGCGCCGCCUCGUCGUCGCCCUACGACCGACACACCAAGCCGGGCGGCGGCGGCGGCAGCGCGCCGGCCAAGAACAACGUGUUCAAGUUCAAAAAGGACUACGGGCAGCACAUACUCAAGAACCCCGGCAUCGCCGAGGAGAUCGUCAAGAAGGCCUUCUUGCGGCCGACGGACACGGUGCUCGAGGUGGGCCCCGGCACGGGCAACCUGUCGGUCAAGAUCCUGGAGCGGGCGGCGCGGCUCGUGGCCGUGGAGCUGGACCCGCGCAUGGGCGCCGAGCUGACCAAGCGCGUCCAGGGGCGGCCGGAGCAGCGCAAGCUCGAGGUGAUACUGGGCGACGUCAUCAAGGCCGAGCUGCCGCCCUUCGACGUGCUCAUCAGCAACACGCCCUACCAGAUCUCGAGCCCGCUCGUCUUCAAGGUGCUGGCGCUGCCGAACCCGCCCCGCUGCGCCGUGCUCAUGUUCCAGCGCGAGUUCGCGUCGCGGUUGACGGCGCAGCCGGGGGAUUCGUUGUACUCGCGGCUGUCCGUCAACGUCCAGCUCUUCUCAAAGGUCACGCACAUCAUGAAGGUCGGCAAGGGCAACUUCAAGCCGCCGCCCCAGGUCGAGUCGUCGGUCGUGCGCAUCGAGCCCAAGACGGGCCGUGAGCGGCCCCAGGUGUCGUGGGACGAGUGGGACGGCAUGCUGCGCGUGUGCUUCAACCGCAAGAACAAGACCCUGCACGCCUCCUUCCUGGGCGUCAAGGAGGUCCUGGCCAUGGCCGAGCGCAACUACAAGGUCUGGUGCACCAUGAACGGCGUCGCGGUCGACGAGAGCGUCGUCGAGGGCGGCGGCACCGCCGCUGGCGCCGACGUUGAUGAUGUCGAGAUGGACACGGACGGGGCCAACGACGACGCGGACGAGGACGAUGACGAGGGCUGGGGCGGCUGUGGUUCUAUGGAGGUGGACGGCGACGACGGCGACGAGGAGGCCAUACCCGAGUUCUUCAAGGACCGCAAAAAGGACACAGCCGCCGCCUCCGCCGCCUCCGCCGUCGCAAAGACGCCGAGCCGCAGGAAAAAGACAAAGGUGGGCGAGCUGGUCCGGUCAAAGCUGGAAAAGGUGCUGGCGGACACGGGGCUGGCCGAGCAGCGCGCCAACAAGUGCGACCAGAACGACUUUUUGCGCCUGCUGGCCGCCUUCAACGCCGAGGGCAUCCACUUUGCUUGACUUGGGGCGCUGUUUCUUUUCUUGGGCCCCCUCCUCCCUUCUUGGUGGUCUAUCUGUUGGUGUUACUCAUGGCAGGGGUGCGGAGUAUGGCGUUUCUGUAAGGAUUUGGUCCCUUUUCGGUCUUUUUUCAUGCGUAUAUAAAAUGGACGGACACUGGCUUUCCGGGACAUCCCUCGUUCGGCCGCAUGGGCAACGAUUCCUGGAAGGAGUUCUGCGAUUAAUGCACAAAAGAUACCUACCAUUUACCAAGCUGGUGGCUUUAUGAUGACAACGCAACGAUAUGACCGUUUCGAGGCUGUAAAGAUGGC
Gaeumannomyces tritici R3-111a-1 is the source of this 1868-nucleotide messenger RNA. RefSeq lists its product as hypothetical. Gene Ontology annotation, biological process: rRNA methylation. The record is from RefSeq and is a predicted model, not a curated record. Bases 322 to 1560 code for a protein of 412 amino acids. NCBI's taxonomy places the organism in Eukaryota, Fungi, Ascomycota, Sordariomycetes, Magnaporthales, Magnaporthaceae. The transcript is spliced from 2 exons. Gene Ontology annotation, molecular function: rRNA (adenine-N6,N6-)-dimethyltransferase activity. Gene Ontology annotation, cellular component: mitochondrial matrix.